Molecule: messenger RNA, 4664 nt
Organism: Rattus rattus (black rat)
Lineage: Eukaryota; Metazoa; Chordata; Mammalia; Rodentia; Muridae
Gene: Znf219
Product: zinc finger protein 219
Exons: 4
Coding region: 2027-4207 (726 amino acids)
Biological process (GO): regulation of DNA-templated transcription
Cellular component (GO): nucleus
Molecular function (GO): DNA-binding transcription factor activity, RNA polymerase II-specific; RNA polymerase II cis-regulatory region sequence-specific DNA binding
Source: RefSeq, a predicted model, not a curated record
CACACACACACACACACUGUAAUCCACUAGUUUCUGUCCUCGCUGGUGCUAAAAUGGCCUACGUGGCCUCUCUAGCACUUCCUAGCUCUAUCUGUGGUACUAAGGUAGCCAGAGGGCCAUCUCUAGUAGCCCACUGCACUCUCCAUGGUACUGAAGGAAUGGCCAUUUGUUUUAGCAUCUCUUGGGGGCCAGAAGAGCCCCGUGACUUAAAAGCACACAACUUCAUGUUGGCAGAAACUAUAAGUGUAAAUUCAGUAUAACUCAUUUCACAGACGGAUUACUGAAGGCCUAGGCUUGCAAUCCCAGCACUCCUUAGUUCUUCUAUUCGAACUCACCUUUAUGCACUUGUCAGUGAGCCUGCCCAGGCUGUUGGGCCCAGUAACAGUCUUAUUUGGAAGACCCCCAAGCUAGGAAAGGGUGCCUGAGUUUGGACCCAUAAAAACACACACAUUAAGUGGCAGUGGUUUUCUACUGAUGUUUGAACAGGACAUCUUGCUAAUUUAUACUUAAAAGUCAGAUUCUGCGUGUGACAGGUGUUUGUUUGCCCCUGCAUAAAGUCUUGCUACAUCCACUAAAUAUUGAAAAUUAAAGAAGCUUUGGAUCCCCAGUUUUUUCUUUGCUGAUAAGCAGGGCUAACUCCUGGCCCAGUUCUCUUCAGUUAAAAAUUUGUAAGUAAAGUAAAGCUUGAGUCCUCUUUGUUUUUCUUAGUAACCCAUUUCAGUUUCAUAAUUCUCAUUGUAAGGAAGUUCUUUAUCGAGUAUUAUGUCUGAGGUUUAAAAAAAAAGAAGCUAGGCCCAAGUUCAUCUAGCCUGAAAAGAUACAGUUCAAUAUGGAAGAAGGAAGGUGGAUAGAAUGACUUCUGGUCAUCCAUCCACUGAAGCCUGAAUUCCAUGACCUUGCCAGCAGUUAAACAGCGGGAAAACCUCCAUUACCAUCCUCUUCCUCAACUCUCUUCUUCUCAGCCCCGUGCAGCGCUUGUCAGGGACAGGGAAUUUUAGAUGGAGAAUUUUAACCCCUUCCUGCUCAGAGCUUGUGUGGAUCCCCUAUCUGUGCAGAUGGCAAGGCCCCGCCCCCCAUCCCUCACUCCAGCCUCUUGAGCUCAGAGCCAGUGUAAUCCUCCUCUUGUGUGAGGAAGCCUCUCCCCUGCAGAGAGGAGGAAAGCCAGCUUCGGAACAGCUCUGGACAAAGGGGCUGAGAUGCCCCGUCAAACCACAGGCUCCAAGGUUUGAAACGGGGUGAAACCUAAAUGGGAUUUGCAGUUUUUAACCCCUUCCCUAGGCCGGUAGUGCCCCUUAACUUCCAGGCCUCCCCCAACUCUUCAUUCCCUCUGUAGCUGGCUCUCCCUUCAUGCCCCUCCCCCUCUGUCUCCAGACUCUGCUGCUGGGAGGUGUUUCUCUCCCAUGCAUGAAUGAGUCUCUGUAAUGAAUGGAAAUGAAUGGAUCAGGAAUCCAGGAAGGGGGAGGGGGAGGAGGAAAGACCAGAAGACUGGGUGCCGGCAGAAGCGAGGAGGAGGAACCUGGAGGGAUUCUGGCUGGCUGGCCCUGGGUCUGAGAGGAGCUAGUACCGUUUGGAUAACAGGAGUAUGGCUAGCUCUCCACAUUUGUUUAUCCAGGGGCACAGCCCAACGCGAGUGGAAGAGGGGUAUACUAUGAUGCCCUCCCACAUUGUGUGCGUGUGCGUGUGCGUGUGCGCGUGCGUGUGUGUAGUGAUGUUGGUUCUGGACUAGGUGUUGAAAACAUCAUUUGGGGGAGGAAGUCUGGAUUCAUCAUACAAGUUGGCAGAUCAAGGGAUGCAAGUUUUGAUAUAGCAAGUAGGAAGCAUGUGAUACCUCAGGAUCACAGUAGAAAGCAGGGAUGGGCUUCAAGCAUACAGGCUGCUAAGUGGGGUGACUUUACUGCUGAAAGCCAGGGCUCAUCGUUCCUCCAAUCACUGUCUUGUUUUAGCACCUCCGCACCUGUUGCCUUCAUUAGCAGCUUUUCUUCCUCCUCCUUCCAAUCCUCAGAACCAAAGAAUGUGAAGGGGGUCCAUGGAGGGCUCACGUCCCCGCAUCCUGGUCGGCCACCUAGAGCCUUCCCCACCAGCCUUCGACGGCGAGCUGGAUCUUCAGCGCUACUCCAACGGACCAGGUGUCAGCGGGACCCCAGGACCUGGCUCUCCUGGGAUGGGAGCAGUGGGCUGGUCUGAGACUCGUGCAGGCGAACGGCGCUUCCCCUGUCCUGUGUGCGGAAAGCGCUUCCGAUUCAAUUCCAUCCUGGCAUUGCACCUGAGAGCCCAUCCGGGCGCCCAAGCCUUCCAGUGCCCACAUUGCGGCCACCGCGCAGCUCAGCGGGCCCUGCUGCGCUCUCAUCUCCGAACGCACCAGCCGGAGCGUCCACGCAGCCCUGCUGCACGGCUGUUGCUGGAGUUGGAGGAACGCGCCCUGCUUCGUGAAGCCCGACUCGGGAGAGCCAGAAGCUCAGGGGCUAUGCAGUCCAGCCCUGCCGCAGAGGGCCUGGCGCGCCCUCAGGUUCCUUCCUCAUCUGCCUUCCGUUGUCCUUUCUGCAAAGGCAAGUUUCGCACCUCGGCGGAGCGGGAACGCCACCUGCAUAUCCUGCACAGGCCCUGGAAGUGCAGCUUGUGCAGUUUUGGCUCCAGCCAGGAGGAGGAGUUGCUGCACCACAGUCUGACGGCCCACGGGGCUUCCGAGCGCCCCCUGGCGGCUACUGCUACACCUGAACCCCAGCCUCCACCCCAGCAAGAACCCAGAUCUGCCCUUGAGCCUGAGCCUGAGCCUGAACCUAGGCCAGAGCCUGAACGUGAGGCAAACCCUGCCCCAACUCCUGCGCCUCCGGAGGAGCCCCCCGCGCCACCUGAGUUCCGUUGCCAGGUGUGUGGCCAGAGCUUUACACAGUCCUGGUUUCUCAAGGGUCACAUGCGCAAGCACAAGGCCUCCUUUGAUCAUGCGUGCCCCGUAUGUGGUCGCUGCUUCAAGGAGCCCUGGUUCCUUAAGAACCACAUGAAGGUGCACACCAGCAAGCUGGGUCCUUUGCGUGCUCCAGGCCCCGGCUCUGCGCCUGCCAGGGCCCCUCAGCCUCCUGACCUGAGCCUACUGGCUUAUGAGCCACUGGGCCCUGCGCUCCUCCUGGCCCCAGCACCCACUCCGGCUGAGCGCCGAGAGCCCCCGAGCCUCUUAGGCUACCUGAGUGUACGAGCUGGGGAAGUACGACCCAAUGGUGAGGGUGCUGACCCUGGAGGUGGCCGAAGCUAUGGAGGAUUCCGCCCACUGCCUUCGGCUCUGCCCAACCGGGCCCGGCGACACCGUACAGAGGAACCAGAGGAGGAAGAAGAAGUGGUGGAGGCGGAAGAGGAGAGCUGGGCCCGAGGCAGGUCACUGGGCUCUCUGACUUCCCUACAUCCCAACCCGGGUGAGGGGUCAGGACAGUCUGCACCUGCUGUGGGGGCCCAGGCAAGAUCUACGGCCACCCAAGAAGAGAACGGGCUGCUGGUUGGAGGGACACGAUCUGAAGCGGGCCGUGGGGCCACUGGCAAGGACUGCCCCUUCUGUGGGAAGUCUUUCCGCUCGGCGCAUCACCUCAAAGUGCAUCUUCGCGUGCACACAGGUGAGCGUCCCUACAAGUGUCCACACUGCGACUAUGCAGGUACCCAGUCGGGCUCGCUCAAGUAUCACCUUCAGCGUCACCACCGUGAGCAGAGGAGCAGUGCGGGUCCUGGGCCUCCCCCAGAGCCCCCGCCACCUUCCCAGCGGGGCUCACUGCAGCCGCAGUCAGGAGCCAAGCCCACUCAGGCCUCUGCUACCUGGGUAGAGGGCACUGCAAGUACCCGGCCUACUUCGAGCAGCACCGGACCAGGGUCCCGCAGGAAGCCUGCCAGCCCUGGGAGGACCCUGCGCAACGGGCGAGGUGGUGAGGCCGAACCCCUGGACCUGUCCCUACGGGCAGGCCCGGGAGGUGAGGCCGGGUCAGGGGGUGCCCUUCACCGCUGCCUCUUCUGCCCCUUUGCCACUGGAGCUCCUGAGCUCAUGGCCUUGCAUCUGCAAGUACACCACAGCCGUCGUGCACGGGGCCGCCGGCAGCCCCGUGCUGACACUUCUCCACCCUAUGUCCGGGCACCGUCAGGGGAGACCCCUCCCAGUCCUCCACUAGAAGAGGAGGGCAGCCCAGGGCUGUCUAGAUCCGGAGAGGCAGGUCUUGGGGGUCAAGAACGGUAGGGAGCCCUCUUAGGAGUGAUUAGCGUAGUAAGCUUACCCCGCGGGAGCGGGGAGUGCUAGAGGUAGUUGGGUAGAGCAGCCAGCAGGGAGCAGUGUGGGACCCGUAUCCCAGCCCAAGGUGGACCAAGAGGUAAAGUGGGCAGUGGGUGAAGGAGAGUGGGCAAGCAGUACCCACCCAGCCCAGAGGAGUCACAGUGCCUUAGACGUGGCAGAGGUGAGGGUCAAAGAACGGGGUCCUAGGGCUGGUAGAGGAUGUGCUCCUGAUAAGGAGCCACUCUGCCAGUUUCUGCUGGUCCAUAGGCAUGAGAGUUUAUUUUUGUAUAAGGGGUGGGGGUGGGGGGCACUGUACCCUUCUAGCCCUGUCAGGGGCCCUGUAGACGUUGCUAUUUUUGGUACGAUUCCUGUCACCCCUGUUGAAGAGUCAUGUCCCCAAUAAACAGGUGUCUUGAGGCACAAG